GAUAGGCUCGUUCCGUUCCUAUCUUUUCACCCAUAUUUGGGUGUUAAUUUUUUUAUUUUUAUAAUUAACCGAGUGACUAUUGGGGGGUUUGAGUGAAAAUUUGCUAUUUUUCGGUCCCGGUGGCAGUCAUAUUGGAAAUAGUAUUUUUUCUACACAAUUUGACAUUUUUGGAGUAAUUUGAUUGUAAAGUUACAUAUUAUUAGCGGGUGUGGUGAGUUGUUAUUGUACAGGCCGAGUUUGCGGUGAAUAUGUUUGGACCAGAUCAUUUAAGGACUGUUUUUGAAGUUAAGUGCAAUCCAAAAUGACAAAAGAAGAAGCAAUGUUAGCAGCCCAAAAGAAAAAAAAAAGAUCAGCUGGGUUUUUCCCUGGAACUGGCAGCCGCACAUUCAUUCAUUCUUUCCUUUUCAUUUUUUUUAAGUUAGCCGCAGCAUGCUCUACGAUUCUUUCUGUUCCUGAAAUCAAAUAGCCGCAGCAGAGUUUAUUUCCAUUCUUGCGUUCUGUCCUUGGUGAAUCAGCCGCACCAGCAAGAAAGAAAAUCAGAACGGUUUCUAAACUGCACUCCUCUUUCAAUUUUCUCCAAGUUAAUUUAGAUUUCAAACAUUCAUUGUAAGUCAAACAUAUUUUACAUUACUUAGUUUCAGUUUUGAAUUAACUUUCGAAGAUGUUUUUCUGUAGUUGAUAAUUAAGAAUUUCCCAGAGAAUUAUUCUACUUCAAUUUUUCUAGCCCUUAUCAUGCUUAUCAAUAUGAUUGUGAUGUUAAUUUUAAUUAUGAGAAGCUAAUUUCCUAUAGGGUUUGAAUUGGGGCUAGGGUUCAUGGGUUCUUGAAGGUGUGAAUUUAGUUUUUAAAAUUUAAUUAAUUUUCUGGAAAAUUGUAUGAGAUUAAUUAUAAUUGUCUAUAUGAAUUUGAUCACCUCAUAUAUGAAUGACUGGAUUUAAUUCAGUUCUUGUCUAUGAGAAAUUGAGUUAAAUUAGCUCAAAUCUUAUACAAGCAAUCUAACCUUAGAAAUAAGUUAGGAUUGUGAAAAUAUGUUUUAAUUCUUGUCUAUGAGAAUUUAAUUCAUUUUCUUUCCAGGAAUAAUUGAAAAUUAAUUUACUUAAUUCUAAUCCGGAAAGAACACCCAGAACCCGAACCAUCCAAUUCGAACCCUGUUUUAAUAUCUAGAAUCAGUUUAAUUUUUUUUUUAUAUACUAUAUUUAUUUUUUUGCACUCGCUGUUAGUAAUUUUUUUAAAAACCACCCAAAAAUAUUUAUUCGGAAAGAUUACCAUGACUUGUGCUAGCCUGUGAUCACGGACUGUAUCUAAAAACUUCCUUUUGCCACUCCUUGAGAGACGAUACUCGUGGUCUGGUUAUUCUUCGGAUUAGCCAACUACGUUUUACUUCACUAAAAAAAUACACCGAUCAAAUGGCGCCGUUGCCGGGGAGUGGCACGGUUGUUUGUUAAGUACUUUUCUGUGGAAUAGGUAAAAGCAAGUCGGUGAGACUUUCUAUUUUUUUUCCUGUUAUUUGUUUGUCGUUUUUGGUGUUCUUUGCACGGGAACUAAGCUGCAGGAACCGGUGUAUGCACACACGUGCUCGGGGAACUGAAGGCUUGAUCCCAUUGAAUCCAAACCCCGAGAGUAUUUUGAGAAGAAGAAAAGGAAGGUCAAGAAACAUGGCCGGAGAACAACAGCCCGCAAGGAGGACAAUGUAUGAACAAAUUACUCCACAAUUUGCAGAGGUUGACGGAAUAACCAUGCCGGGCAUUGAAGCUGCAAAUUACCAACUAUCCCCCGGAUUAAUCAAUCUAGCUCAGAGUAACCAGUUCGGAGGGAUGAGACAUGAAGACGCCCAAACACAUAUGCGUUGGUUCAAUCGUCUUUGUCGGACCUCGCGAAUCAAUGGAGUUUCUGAAGCAGCUAACAAAUUACUUUUGUUCCCAUUCACUCUAAGGGACAAGGCGCAACACUGGCUCGAUAGCCACACUUUUGCCACCUGGGAUGAAUUAUACCAAGCUUUCAUGAAACAGUACUGCCCAGCAUCCGCAGGAAUCAAAGCCAAGGCAGCUCUCCAGAACUUUAGGCAAGGGAGGAAUGAGACAUUGAGUGAGGCUUGGGAGCGGUACAAGGAGCUCCGAAUUAACUGUCCAUCCAACAUCAUGGAGAGAAUGGACACCAUAUUUCACUUCUAUAAUGGGCUGUCCAUUGAGAGCAAAAAGGAGUUGGAUUACUCUUCUAAAACAGGUUCAAUCCUACGGCUGACAUCAGAAGAAGGUGAAGAACUGAUAGAGACUAUUACCUCAAAUGAGAGGUACUGGUAUGAUGAACGAAGUGAAAGAGCUCCACAAAAGGCGGGAUUAUAUGAGGUUGAUUCUAGUACAGCUGCUGCCGCAAAACUGGAUGCUCUUGUCCUAAAGUUUGAGAAACUCUAUGAAGCUCAGGCGCAGAACCAAUACCAAGGUGGCCAGGGGAUGAACCAGAGGAGUUUUCGACAAAUGCCAAACCAGAAUCCAGUGAGAGACAUGGUGCUUUCGUGUGAUCAUUGUUUUGGAGCCCACCUGACCAAUUCAUGUCCUCAAUCCUUUGAAGAGCCUAUUCCACCUCAGGAAGUGAAUCUUAUGGAGUAUGCUAAGAAAGGAGAGGGUCCACUGGCACCUCAAUACCAAGGAAACCGGGGUAACUUUGCUGGCUACAACAACCAGAGGAAUAAUUUUCAGAGUGGUGCAAACCAGUGGAGAGAUAAUAACCGCCAAGGUGGAUACCAACGAGGCCAAGGAAGUGGUAGCAACCAGCCUUAUGUGCCCCCACAUAUCAGACAACAAGAUAAUUCAGCUCAUUCCCAACUAGAUUUGGUGCUUGCAGAGCUGACACGGGCUAGAGAAGAAAAUGAAUUAAGAGAUAAAAGAGCAAGAGAGGAAAAGAUUUUGAUGGAGCAGCGGUUGAGGAACCUUGAGCUGCAACAUGAGCAGCGAAUACGGGAACUAGAGAACAGAUUCUUUGCAGGUCCUUCCGGGAGGCAGUCUGGAAGCCUUCCCAGCACUACAGAGCCAAACCCAAGAGAGCAUGUGAAUGCAAUAAAUCUGCGCAGUGGGAAGCAAGUUCGUGAACCAAUGGUGGAUGCCAAAGAGAGCCAAGCCCAGAGUGUUCCUAGCUGUCCAGGAAAGAGUGCAGAGCUAGAAAGCCCAGAACCUUUUCAAAGACAAUCUGAAGGUGAGCUAAAGUUCAAUUCUGACCAGCCAGGCCAGCGAGAGGGUAAAGCAAUCAUCGAGCAGAAUACACCCCAACAAGAGACCAAGAGGGCUAAUGCACCAGUUGUUCCAUUCCCUACUCGUGUCAAGAAGGGCGAGGACCGCAAGAGAGAAUACAAGUUUAUGGAGAUGAUUAGCAAACUACAUGUGGAGAUGCCACUCACAGAAGUACUUGCGGAGAUGCCUAAAUAUGCAAAGUUCCUGAAGGACUUAAUCACCAACAAAAAGAGGCUGGAGGAGUACUCUGUGGUUGACCUAAAUGCUGAGUGUUCAGCUGUGGUGACAAAAAUGAUGCCGGAAAAGCUCAAGGAUCCAGGUUCUUUCACCAUACCUUGUUCUAUUCAUGAUUAUGUUUUUAAAAAUGCACUAGCUGAUCUAGGAGCCAGCAUCAACUUGAUGCCAGCUUCUCUUGUUAAUAAGUUGGGACUGGGUGGAAUGAAACCCACUAGGAUGUGUCUUCAAUUAGCUGAUCGCUCUGUUAAGUACCCAAGUGGUAUUAUUGAGGACGUCCUAGUCAGGGUUGGUGAGUUUAUUUUUCCUGUAGACUUUGUCGUUAUGGAUAUAGAGGAGGAUCGUGGUACCCCUCUUAUUUUGGGGCGGCCUUUCUUGGCCACUGCCCGUGCUGUUAUUGAUGUGUCUGAUGGUUCAUUGACUCUGAGAAUUGGAGAGGACACUUGUACUUUUCGACUCUCAGAAGUUAUGAACCACCCCGAGGCACAAACUGAGAGCUGUAAUUUUCUUCAUAUGUAUGAGUGCAUUGAGGAUUAUUUAUUUGGGGGCCAGGGUGAGAGUGAUUAUUCUGAUGAUACUGCAUGUGGUGAGGUCUUAGAUGUGGGUAUGUGUGAUGAUGAAAUGUUAUCUCAUGAACUUAAAUGCUCUGUUGAUGAUUUGCUAGGAGAAGCCUCUCAAGAGGUUUCAGGUAGUACUGUUGUUGAUACACCCCCAUGUGAGCAGUUUUCUGAGCUUAAAAGGCUCCCAGAACACCUACAGUACGCUUCAUUGGAUGAUGAGGGCAAGCACCCCAUUAUCAUUGCUUCUGAUUUAGAGAGAGAUGAAAAAGAUAAGGUUGUGUCCUUGCUUAGGCGGCGUGAAGGGGCCAUUGCCCGCACGUUAGGGGAUAUUAAGGGGAUCGAUCCUACCUUUUGCACACAUAGGAUUAGCAUUGAGGAAGGGUUCAGCCCGACAGUGCAACCACUGCGCAGGUUGAACCCUAAUUUGAUGGAGGUUGUGAGAACCGAGAUUUUGAGGCUUUUAGAUGCAGACAUUAUAUACCCAAUUUCUGAUAGUAGUUGGGUGAGUCCUAUUCAUAUGGUUCCUAAGAAAGGGGGAAUGACUGCUGUUGAGAAUGACAAAGGGGAGUUAAUACCUACUCGCAUUGUGUCAGGGUGGCGGAUGGUGAUUGAUUACCGAAAACUAAAUGAUGCCACCCGGAAAGACCACUUCCCUUUGCCAUUUAUUGAUCAGUUAGUUGAGAAUUUAGCAGGGCACGGGUAUUAUUGUUUCUUAGAUGGGAUGAGUGGGUACUUUCAGAUUCAUGUAGACCCUAGAGAUCAGGAGAAGACCACCUUUACUUGUCCCUUUGGCACUUUUGCUUUCCGUAGGAUGCCCUUCGGUUUGUGUAAUGCUCCUGCUACAUUUAUGCGUUGUAUGCUAGCCAUUUUUGACAGGUUUAUUGGAGAUUUCAUGGAAGUAUUUAUGGAUGAUUUUUCUGUGUUCGGUGAUACUUUUGACUCUUGCUUAACUAACCUUGACAGGGUGCUUGCUAGAUGUGAGGAGACCCACUUGGCCUUAAGUUGGGAGAAAUGCCACUUUAUGGUCAGGGAGGGCAUUGUUUUAGGGCAUAAGGUUUCUGAAAAGGGAAUUGAGGUUGAUAAGGCGAAGGUUGAGGCUAUAGAGAAACUUCCGUAUCCAACCACAGUAAAAGCCAUCCGUAGCUUUCUUGGGCACGCUGGUUUUUACCGCCGGUUUAUACAGGAUUUCUCUAAGAUUGCCCGACCUUUGACUAAUCUUUUAGGGAAAGAUGUACCUUUUGAUUUUUCACCUGAUUGUGUUGUUGCUUUUGAUACUUUGAAAAGGAAAUUGACUGAGGCUCCCAUUCUUGCUACACCCGAUUGGUCUUUACCUUUCGAGAUAAUGUGUGAUGCUAGCGAUCAAGUGGUUGGGGCUAUCCUGGGUCAAACCAAGGAUAAGCACUUUCGCCCUAUCUACUAUGCCAGUAAGACUUUAGCGGGGCCUCAGCUCAAUUAUACUACUACUGAAAAAGAGUUUUUGGCUAUUGUGUUUGCUUUGGAGAAAUUUAGACCCUACAUCAUUCUUUCUAAGGUAAUUGUCUUCACUGACCAUGCGGCUUUGAGGUAUUUACUUCAGAAGAAUGAUGCAAGGCCUAGGCUUCUCCGCUGGAUUCUUUUGUUGCAGGAAUUCUAUGUGGAGAUCAAAGACCGAAAGGGGACCGCUAACCAAGCAGCAGAUCAUCUAUCUAGACUAGAGACUGAAGUGGUGGAGACAUUCAAAAAGUUUGAGCUUGAAGAGACUUUUCCAGAUGAGAGGCUUCUAGCCAUUCAGCACAGUUCAAAGAUGCCUUGGUAUGCAGAUCUCGCUAACUUUCUUGUGGGCAAAGUUGAACCUGCCGGGAUGUCUCGCCACAUGAUUAAGAGAUUGAAGUCUGAAGCCAAGCAUUACUUCUGGGAUGAUCCAUACCUGUUCAAAAUUUGUGCUGACCAAGUUGUGAGAAGAUGUGUACCUGAACAAGAAGGAAAGGAGAUUCUAAUGCAUUGUCAUACUGGACCCACAGGAGGUCACUUCUCAGGAGAGAGGACUGCCAGGAAAGUUCUUGAUUGUGGAUUCUAUUGGCCCACCAUUUUUAAGGAUGCUCAUGCUCAUGCUUCAGCUUGUGAUCAGUGCCAGAGGACUGGGAACAUAUCCCGGAGGGAUGAGAUGCCACAACACUAUAUUUUGCCAUGCGAAGUGUUCGAUGUGUGGGGAAUUGAUUUCAUGGGCCCUUUCCCGAGUUCGAAAGGGAACAAGUUCAUAAUAGUUGCUGUUGAUUAUGUGUCCAAGUGGGUGGAGGCCCAAGCAUGUUCCACGAAUGACACAAAGGUGGUUGUCCGAUUCUUAAAGAAGUUAUUUGCACGAUUUGGUGUUCCCAGAAUCUUGAUCAGUGAUAGGGGCAGCCAUUUCAGAAGUGACCCUAUGGCCCGUAUCCUUCAGCAAUAUAGUGUUCAACACAGAAGCGGAGUGGCCUACCAUCCCCAGUCUCAAGGUCAGGUUGAAAAUUCAAAUAGAGAAAUCAAGGCAGUAUUGGAAAAGACAGUUGGUCGGUCAAGAAAGGACUGGGCAGAAAAGCUUGAUGAUGCUUUGUGGGCUAUUCGAACAGCAUAUAAAACUCCUGUUGGCGCCACACCAUUCAGGUUGGUUUAUGGAAAAUCAUGCCAUCUUCCAGUGGAGGUCGAGCAUAAGGCAUUUUGGGCCCUAAAGAAUGUUGUAUUUGACCUUGAAGGAGCUGGAAAGGAGAGGUUUUAUCAGCUGAAUGAGCUUGAAGAGUGGCGUGCUAUGGCUUUCCACAACAACCAUUUGUAUAAGGAGCGAGUGAAGCAAUAUCAUGAUAGGCACAUCAAGCAAUCCCGCGAGUUUAGAGUUGGAGAUCAGGUGCUGCUGUAUAAUUCUAGGUUGAAGUUGUUCCGUGGGAAACUGCGUUCCAGAUGGUCAGGGCCAUUUACUGUGAUUGAGAUAUACCCGUAUGGCACCAUUGAGUUGCAUGAUCCUGCAAGGGGAAACUUUAAGGUUAAUGGUCAUCAAGUGAAGCUCUAUUAUGGCGAGAAAGUGAGCACUGAAAGGGAGGUUCUUUAUCUUAAGGAGAUUAGCGGCUAAGCAUGAUCUAUCGUCAAGCUAGUGACGUUAAAGAAGCGCUUCUGGGAGGCAACCCACCAUAAAAAAAAAUAGAAUUAGGAGUUUUUGUUUUCUUUUGCACUUUUGUUUAUGUUGUUUUAUGUUUUCAUCUUGUGGUUGUGGAUUUCUUUGCUCUGAAUUACAGGUACGACAUGGAGAUCUUGGACUGCUGGUGGAAGAAGCGCAGCCCUAUGUAGAGGAUCCUCCCAAGGGCUGCCAGUUGGUGUACUUAACAGAAGGUCCAUGAGUGAUAUGAGAGCAAAGCAUUUACUUUUGAGGACAAGAGCGAUGAGACGUCCAAUAGCUAUUCUGGGUGUUCUGGUGGGACAAGAUUUUGAUAGCAGAGCGCAGCCAGAACGCGAGCAAGUUCAGGGCAGCAGUCCACACUUCAAAUUAGGCCUCGGGUCACCACACUUCAGAGGACGAACUGUCCAGCUUUAUCCUUCUAGCAUUGAGACCUAAGCUAGAGAAGAGUUUUUCUAGCCGGCAUGAACGAGCAAACUGAGAUCAAUACCAAAAGUGCAUCCAUGUCACCAGAAACUCAAUAUGUGCAGCCCCUAGUACAGCAGCCUUUACUAUGUUUACUCAGAAGUUGAGGGAUUUGAUGCACACCACCUGGACUUCCCAUCACCAGAGUCAUAGAGCCCUCAAAUGCAAACGAGAUCCAAGAGCUAUCAAUCGCAGAGAUUCAAGGUUAUUCAAAGUUUUUCUGGAGGUUAUUCACUGCCGCUUGUCUUGUACGGUAAUCUGCCAACUCUUACUACAUUGCUAAGAAUGUGUGUUUACUCUCAUAUUACUCCUUGUGUUGAUUUGUGUUGAUUGUUAUUAUUCUGACUAUGAUGUGCUGCCGGGAUGAAAAUCAUUUUAUUCAUAACUUGCCCCUAUUAUUUCUGUUUUAAUCUUUUCUUUGACCUCGAGGGCGAUGUCACCCCUAAGUGUGGGGAGGUUUGGUUUUAGCUUGGACAUGACAUUUGGUGAUGAAGUUAUUCUGCCCAAAAACAUUUUGGAGUGCAUGAGGAUUUUUCUGGUUUAGCAACGCAACAGAGGUAACUUGUUAAUCUUUAUUUUCUUUUGUAAUUUUCCAUCUCCUCCAUCUUUCUUGGAAAGAAUUAGUAAUGGUGUAAUCAUCGGAGUGGUGUGUAUAUUCUUGGGAAAUGUUGGCAUGUUGGAUGGUUUGAUUUGUGUUGAUUAAAUUCGGUUUUUACUCGUGAUUCACUAGUUCGCAUUAAUAAUUCCUUGACUGGCCAGGUGUUGAAAAUCCUUACUCCGUAAGGAGCUCUGCUUUCUAAGCAUAUCGGGAUAACUUCAUGCUAAGUAGGCAACUGAUUCUUGUAAUGGGGUUACACUUCGUGUGUCGAGAAUUUCAUCCCCGAAAUGGGGCUCUGCUCAUCUCACGAAUCACCUUGUGUGAGAGUUGAGUACACAGUAAUGAGAUAAACUCCCAGGCCCUAGAGCUUGAAUCAGUCCUGCAAUCCAGAACCUGGUCAACUUUACAUAUUCAAAAAAAAAAAAAAAAAAAAAAAGAAUCACGAGUAUUCCGAGUUUUAUCACACAAUUCUUGGUUUUUUUUUGGAAUGAUUGGUGGUUUGGAUUUCACACACCUGCACCGUUGGGACCAUCAUGCUUUUCUUUACAUUUUAGUCGGUUGGAGAGGGAUUUUACUUUUGAAAAUAUUGUUCAACAUGUGAAUCUUGGUUUCGUUGUUAAGAAAGAAAAGACCUUGUGCAGUCAUUUGUUUUGGGUGUGAAUGAUUUUUGAACCAGGUGUUACAUGUGAUUAUUUUGUUUUCCGUGGGUUUAAUGCAUUGUUGCUUGGGGGCAAGCAACGCUCAAGUGUGGGGAGAUUUGAUAGGCUCGUUCCGUUCCUAUCUUUUCACCCAUAUUUGGGUGUUAAUUUUUUUAUUUUUAUAAUUAACCGAGUGACUAUUGGGGGGUUUGAGUGAAAAUUUGCUAUUUUUCGGUCCCGGUGGCAGUCAUAUUGGAAAUAGUAUUUUUUCUACACAAUUUGACAUUUUUGGAGUAAUUUGAUUGUAAAGUUACAUAUUAUUAGCGGGUGUGGUGAGUUGUUAUUGUACAGGCCGAGUUUGCGGUGAAUAUGUUUGGACCAGAUCAUUUAAGGACUGUUUUUGAAGUUAAGUGCAAUCCAAAAUGACAAAAGAAGAAGCAAUGUUAGCAGCCCAAAAGAAAAAAAAAAGGAUCAGCUGGGUUUUUCCCUGGAACUGGCAGCCGCACAUUCAUUCAUUCUUUCCUUUUCAUUUUUUUUAAGUUAGCCGCAGCAUGCUCUACGAUUCUUUCUGUUCCUGAAAUCAAAUAGCCGCAGCAGAGUUUAUUUCCAUUCUUGCGUUCUGUCCUUGGUGAAUCAGCCGCACCAGCAAGAAAGAAAAUCAGAACGGUUUCUAAACUGCACUCCUCUUUCAAUUUUCUCCAAGUUAAUUUAGAUUUCAAACAUUCAUUGUAAGUCAAACAUAUUUUACAUUACUUAGUUUCAGUUUUGAAUUAACUUUCGAAGAUGUUUUUCUGUAGUUGAUAAUUAAGAAUUUCCCAGAGAAUUAUUCUACUUCAAUUUUUCUAGCCCUUAUCAUGCUUAUCAAUAUGAUUGUGAUGUUAAUUUUAAUUAUGAGAAGCUAAUUUCCUAUAGGGUUUGAAUUGGGGCUAGGGUUCAUGGGUUCUUGAAGGUGUGAAUUUAGUUUUUAAAAUUUAAUUAAUUUUCUGGAAAAUAGUAUGAGAUUAAUUAUAAUUGUCUAUAUGAAUUUGAUCACCUCAUAUAUGAAUGACUGGAUUUAAUUCAGUUCUUGUCUAUGAGAAAUUGAGUUAAAUUAGCUCAAAUCUUAUACAAGCAAUCUAACCUUAGAAAUAAGUUAGGAUUGUGAAAAUAUGUUUUAAUUCUUGUCUAUGAGAAUUUAAUUCAUUUUCUUUCCAGGAAUAAUUGAAAAUUAAUUUACUUAAUUCUAAUCCGGAAAGAACACCCAGAACCCGAACCAUCCAAUUCGAACCCUGUUUUAAUAUCUAGAAUCAGUUUAAUUUUUUUUUUAUAUACUAUAUUUAUUUUUUUGCACUCGCUGUUAGUAAUUUUUUUAAAAACCACCCAAAAAUAUUUAUUCGGAAAGAUUACCAUGACUUGUGCUAGCCUGUGAUCACGGACUGUAUCUAAAAACUUCCUUUUGCCACUCCUUGAGAGACGAUACUCG
Messenger RNA from Cuscuta epithymum, 10297 nucleotides. The record is from the annotation of a GenBank genome assembly. NCBI's taxonomy places the organism in Eukaryota, Viridiplantae, Streptophyta, Magnoliopsida, Solanales, Convolvulaceae.